This is a messenger RNA of Magallana angulata, 1262 nucleotides long. RefSeq lists its product as uncharacterized. Lineage: Eukaryota; Metazoa; Mollusca; Bivalvia; Ostreida; Ostreidae. The transcript is spliced from 11 exons. The record is from RefSeq and is a predicted model, not a curated record. Gene Ontology annotation, cellular component: membrane. The coding region runs from base 1 to 885 and encodes 294 amino acids.
AUGAUUCCAUAUGUAAUGAAAAAUAAUAGCGGACCAGGAGAUGGAGGGUUUGCCGGAGGCAUUGAACUACCACCCCCACCGCCGCCAAACGACAGACGAGAAGCCACAACAUUAACGAGUAAUGGCGACGAUCCACCUCAACCUCCCGUGUUUGAUGGGGGAAACUUUGGAGGCUUAUUUCUUCUUCAAGGAGAAGAUCCAGUAGAACCACCGUUUCCUUUAGGAGGUCGACCCGAGCCUGUCGAUGUAACCUUUUCAGUUACCAAUGGUAAUUUUGGUCCACCCAACUCCGAGGACUCAAUGCCGACAGGUGUGAUGGAAGACAUUGCUCACCAUUCCUUUCAAAAUAGGAUAGGUCCAUUAAAAGUUGAUUAUACACAAAUUUCAUGUGAUUUUGACACACCCUGUGAGUGGUUUAGAAUAGAGGAUUGGACCGUGCAAAACAAAACAAUUGGCAAUGUUUCUGAUCUUGGAGUGUACUACUCAGGGAACUACCUGUUAUUUCAAAAUCAUUUGCCCGGUGUAAAUAUCAUUGUCACCAACGAUGUUAUUGUAAGUAAGUUCAACGCCGUGUUCUGUCUCUCCUUCGUGUACUACCUUCCCGGUCCCUCUGGGGUCCUGUACGUACAAAUCGUUGAUUCCAACACAGGGGACAUGAGAGCGGUCUUUUCUGAUAGAAAUUACUCAGAAGUGUGGAGGAAAAGUAAUGUCACCAUCACAACCUCCAGCGAUUUCGUUAUUUUACUGGAGGUGGAAAACCUGGUAAACGAUUCAAUGAUUGCCAUCGACAAUGUUGUCCUAACAAAUGAAACGUGUAUUAAUACACAAGAAUCAGAAAGCAAUCCUCCUUUAACAGUCCAACCAUUUAUUCCCGCUGCACUAUGAGAUGGUUUAUGGAACCGACUGGUAUUAAGAAACGUUCGCUGUGUUUUAUGGACAUUAAUUACUUGAUGACCAAACAAGAAUGAAGUAUAUUUCAGUAAUGUUGUUUAUUUAAAAAAAAUAUGAAUACGUUGAUAGAUGAUGUUUUGAUAUACAGUUAGACUAAAUUAUAUGUGUAUCAAGUUUGUAAAAAUGAAUUGAUUUGCUACGACAUCUAUGUGAGUUUAUCUAAAUAACAUAUUAAUAUAUUUUGUAACCAAAUGUAUCAGAUUCAUGUUGUGCAAUUUUUAUUAAAAUUUUGUAAUUAUUUAUUCAUUUAUAGAAAGUUUUUUUUGCUUCAAAUGCAUUUGUUUAAAGAACAAAUAAAUGGUAUGAUAUCA